AUGACUCCCGGUCUACUCAAUUUCAGCAACGAAAUCAUCUCGCAUAUCGGUGACUUCCUCCAUCAAGACCACGACAUCCCCAUACCGUCUUUCCAUCCCCAUUGGGCUGGCUUCAAGCAUGAUAUAGUCUCACAUGUACAGAAAGACUUUUUGUCCUUCAGGUCUACCUGUACGAGAACGAGGAACGCCAUACAGCUUAGGGAUUUACAUGUGACGAUUUCCAAAUGGUCAGAUGUGCUGAGAUGGAAUAUGGAAUGUUCGAAGCAGGUCAGGCAGGCAGUCAAACGAAUGAUCAUCGAUAUCCCCAAAAAUGUGGGACCAGAGAUUUACGCCAACGAUCAUGAACACCGGCUGCAAGAAAAGUACCAUAUUGGUGGUAUAUGGUCAACCAUGACUCAUUUUCUGUUCGAAUUUACCGCUUUGGAAGAACUGGUCAUUGUGAACAUUCCCUUGUGCAAUCACGGCGAAGGUCCCCAUAACCUUGGUCCCGAUUCAUUGAAUCUUCCUUCAUACGACUUUCUUCCUGCAUUGAAACCUCUAGCAUUCGAAUGUAAAUGCUACAAAUGCUCGAUCGAAUUACCUAGACUUUUCAUUCCUGCCGCUUCCAAUAUUCGUCAUCUCAAAUUGGUCCACACAUAUCAGGAGCAGUUCUCCCUCCCUACUAUGGCAGAAGAAUGGAUGGCCCUGCGAAAAAAGUCGGAAGGGUUAGAGGACAAUGGAAUUGGUGGUAAUUUACCAAGUCUACCUAUGGAAACGUUAAUGGUAGAAUUUCUUGAUAGGUCUUGUCCCAGAGUAAGCACGGCGAUAGAAAUUUUACAACCCCAUUGCCCCAAUCUGAAUUCACUGUAUAUCUCGAUGUAUCCUGAGAACGACGAUGCACCCUACAGCGGGAUGUGUCUAGGUGCUAAACCGUUGGAUCACGCGGCAUCUAGGUCUGACUCUGGAUCAGAUUGGAUUUAUACGAUUUUAGAAAAUGAUGAUGCCACUGCAGAGGAUCAUUUAUCCGAAUUAGAAAUGAAUAGAGACUGGACAACGGAUACCUUCUGGCAAGAUUUCCUGAUUUCCCUUAGCGGUAUGAAGAAAUUGAAAACGCUCGAAUGCUUAACAUGUGUCCACGUCCCUUUGGUAGAUGGUAAAAUGUUUGUUCCCGAGAGCAAUACGAGAGGAAGCACCUAUGAAUAUCAGCUAAAUGGACUAAAGGAGCGAUCGAUGUCUAACUAUACCCCAAAUGGUCAACCUCGAAUGGCCAUGACCGGAGCUGCCCAAGCGAUGAUUGAUCACUGCCCUUCUUUGGAGAAAGGUUACUUCUGGCAGUGGUUAGAGCAAGAUAAUCGUCAUGGAAGUCCGGGUCCAGAGGCUGAGAAUAACGGGAGAGAUGAUGAACCAAAUUGGAAGAGGUGGACUUGGUCAGCUUCACCUACGCUUUCUAGCAAGAAGGCGGUCAUAGAGCCCUGGGUCGAAGAGUUCUCGGUUAAAUGGACGUAUAGUACAGAUGGAGAAGAAGGUAGACCCGAGGAUGAUGAUUGA
Molecule: messenger RNA, 1527 nt
Organism: Kwoniella mangroviensis CBS 8507
Lineage: Eukaryota; Fungi; Basidiomycota; Tremellomycetes; Tremellales; Cryptococcaceae
Exons: 3
Coding region: 1-1527 (508 amino acids)
Source: RefSeq, a predicted model, not a curated record